This is a messenger RNA of Drosophila teissieri, 774 nucleotides long. RefSeq names its product protein CEPU-1 (gene dpr21). The record is from RefSeq and is a predicted model, not a curated record. Gene Ontology annotation, biological process: synapse organization. NCBI's taxonomy places the organism in Eukaryota, Metazoa, Arthropoda, Insecta, Diptera, Drosophilidae. Gene Ontology annotation, cellular component: neuron projection membrane.
AUUGGUUAAUAUCUUUGACAACUUAAAUCAUUAAAAAUGAAAGUUUUUUUAACUUUUCGAAUAUUUCUUUGUAUAUUAAUUCUAAGGGAAACUUGCCCACAAAAUUUAAGAGAGAAUGUGACUGUGACAGACCUGUAUUUAAUAAGUGAAGAAAAUAUUGUUCAAAUGAGAAGGGUUCUGGAUAGGGGCCCUUACUUUGAUACUUCUGCUACUAAAAACGUCACAUCCUUAGUUGGAAAAACGGGACAUUUAAAUUGUCGCAUUAAAAAUCUUGGAAAUAAAACGGUGUCAUGGAUACGGCAUAGAGACUUACAUCUGCUUACUGUAUCUGAAAGCACUUACACUUCGGAUCAGCGCUUCACUUCCAUUUACAAUAAGCAAACUGGAGAUUGGUCGUUACAGAUCAAGUUUUCUCAACUAAGAGAUUCGGGAAUUUACGAAUGUCAAGUAUCCACAACACCACCAGUGGGAUAUACCAUGGUAUUUUCAGUUGUUGAGCCUAUUACUAGUAUCCCUGGCGGUCCAGAGAUUUACAUUGAUUUGGGAUCAACAGUUAAUUUAACAUGCGUCAUAAAACACUUACCGGACCCGCCAACUUCAGUGCAGUGGAAUCAUAACAAUCAGGAAAUUAACUAUGAUUCACCAAGAGGAGGAGUUUCAGUAAUAACUGAAAAAGGAGACAUAACAACAUCGUAUCUAUUAAUUCAACGAGCAAGCAUUGCUGACCGGGGCAAUAUUCUUGCUUACCGUCAAACGCAAACCCCAAAUCUGUAA